Molecule: messenger RNA, 4661 nt
Organism: Gossypium raimondii (Peruvian cotton)
Lineage: Eukaryota; Viridiplantae; Streptophyta; Magnoliopsida; Malvales; Malvaceae
Product: putative E3 ubiquitin-protein ligase LIN
Exons: 15
Coding region: 359-4375 (1338 amino acids)
Biological process (GO): protein ubiquitination
Molecular function (GO): ubiquitin-protein transferase activity; protein binding
Source: RefSeq, a predicted model, not a curated record
UUUGAUCAUUGACACAAAUGGAAGAACCUGCUUCAACGCCCGAGAUUGGAAGCAGUCUCCGUACGCUAGAACCGCGUUGCGGUGAGGCCGGCCUGGGCGGCAAAGAGGGGGGCUCUUCUUCUUUGUCUUUUAUUUUGUAUUGCAUAAUUAAUCUUUAUUUUUAAGCACUAAAGUUUAAAUGACAAAGGACUAAUCGGUCAUUUUCACAUGGCGUUCCGUUGUCUUCGCGCCAGCACAAAGAUUUUGGUAUUUCGGUUAAUAUCAUCAUCAUCAUCACCCCUUGUAUCUAAAACCUCACUUUGAGCGUUUUACUCAAAACAUAACCGUUACGGUCAAGCAAUAUCACCACCGCACCGUCAUGGGAACCACCGCCACUACGUCAACCCAAAUCCUGCAUCACACUACCUCCUUCACCUUCGAAAUCCUAUCCCAGUCCGACCUCCGCCGUCAAAUUUUCUCUACCUUACGUUGCAAGCUUUUGCCCUCCGAUCAAAUCACACUCAAACCCUUAAAGCUCGCCGCCGAAACUCUAGAAAACGCCAUUUCCACAUCUAACACCGCCAUCCAAUCCUCCUCUCUCCGCCUUGCUGAAAAGCUCCUCGUUUCCUACCCCGAAACGACCUUCUCUUCUUUCCUCCUAUCUCUCAUUUACGCUUUGUCAAACCAACCCAUCAAUUCCUCCAUUAGUCUCCUACAAGUUUUCUAUUUAGACCCUUCAGUAGCUCGAUCAGAACUAGCACCCACCCUUUUCGAAGACCUCUUUCUCGUUCAUUUCCUACCCGUUCUUCAACGGUUCAACGAACAAAGAUCGACCAUUUUGUCAUCCUUAUCGCAAAAUGCGAAUCACGAUACAGACGAUUAUUCCAUAUGUGAUGUUUCGGUGGUCGUUCCAUGCUCUAAAUUGCUAUCGAAAAUGAGUGGUGAUCAAGCUUUGGAGUUGAAAGAACUGGAAAGAAAUUACGAAGAGGUUCUCGACGAGAAUUGCAGGGUUUUCGUUAAGUAUUUCAAAGAGGUUCUAGCAAAUAAUGAUGAAAACAGAUCCAUUAAUCCGCCGGAUUUGGUGUUUAAGCAAUCAGAGAAAAGUGAAGAAGUAGACUAUCGUGAAGAAGAUGAUGACAACGUCAAAGCCAAGGAACUUGGAUUGAAAAACGGACGGUAUAAUCCAAUAUGGGCUGAAGGAGAAAGAUCAGUUGAAUUUUCUCGCAGUAGCAGCAAAUCCAAGUCUCCACCGUUUUAUCCUCAAAGAGUGUCUGUAAAUGUCCUUAAAAGACAAAAUUCUAGGACACUGAUAACAUCGCCAACUUCAAUUUCUGAUUCUGAAAUGGAGUCUCUUUCCGAAGACAAUUCACCCAACUCUUGUUCCUCGGAAUCUGAUGCCGAUAUCGAGGAAAAUGACAAAGAAAGUGCAUUGUUGGAACAUGGAAAUAGUCCGACACGGAAACAAAAGCAGCCUGUCUUUGCUGAUUCCAGUCGGUCUCCUCAUUAUCUAAUGGCGGAUAAUGGUAACCCUCCUGGCAGUGGAAAACAUACACCUCCCAAGGAUUUUGUUUGCCCCAUCACAAGUCAUUUGUUUGAUGACCCAGUCACCCUAGAAACAGGCCAGACUUAUGAGCGUCGAGCAAUCCGGGAAUGGUUGGAUCGGGGAAACUCGACGUGCCCCAUCACCCGUCAGAGUCUACAUAGUACUCAGUUGCCUAAAACGAAUUACGUACUCAAGAGGCUCAUAGCGAGCUGGCAAGAAAAGAAUCCGGGUGCAACCCCCCCGCAUCAGUCCCAGAAUCUGCAAGUUGUAGAAACUGAUCAUCAUGAGCCAAUGGUGAAGCCAGUGGUUCCUCCUUCAACUUCUCCUAAUAGUGUCAUAAGCCAAGCCAACAUGGAUAGAACCAUCAAUGAGUUACGCCAAGCGAUUACCAGUCUUUGUAUGUCUGAAAUUCUCAAGGAAUCGGAGAGGGCUGUUCUUCAAAUAGAGAGGUUUUGGCAAGACAUGAGUAUAGAGCCUGAUAUUCUAACUAUGCUCUCAAAACCAGCAGUGAUCAAUGGAUUUGUGGAGAUCCUCUUCAAUUCAGUGGACCUCCAGGUGCUGAAAGCCACCUUUUUUCUCCUGUGUGAACUGGGUUUAAGAGAUGAAACUGUGAUCCAUACAUUAACUCGAGUCGACUCCGAUGUCCAACGUAUUGUUGGUUUGUUUAAGCAAGGUUUGGAAGAGGCAAUUGUGCUUAUAUAUCUUUUAAGGCCUUCAAUCAAUGGCCUCGUGGAGAUGGAUGUAGUAGAAUCCCUCCUAUCAGUUAUAAAAGGGAGAGCUGAUGAUUUGCUUAAAAUGUGUUUGAAGCCAAAAACAGCUUCAAUUCUAUUAUUGAGACAAAUUCUACAGAGCAAUGAAGAGAACGUUGUAGCUUCCAUUAUCAGCACAAUUGUUUCUUCAAAAGUGAUUGAAAGAAUUGUUGGUAGCUUGGAAGCUGAAUGGGCAGUUGAGAGGAUUGCUGCAGUUGGUAUCUUGAGAAGAUGCAUACAACAAGACGGUAAAUGUAGAAACACCGUAGCUGAUAAUGCUCAGUUGGCACCAGUUCUGGAAAACUUCAUGGCCACAAGCGAUGAAGAACGAUUUGAGAUAGUUUACUUUCUUUCCGAGUUAGUCAAAUUAAACAGGAGGACAUUCAAUGAGCAAAUUCUCAACAUUAUCAGGGAUGAAGGUUCUUUUAGUACAAUGCAUGCUCUCCUAGUUUAUUUACAGACAACACUUCAAGACCAGAGUCCUAUUGUGGCUGGUCUUCUACUCCAACUUGAUCUCCUGGUUGAGCCAAGAAAGAUGAGUAUUUACCGUGAAGAGGCGAUAGAUACUCUCAUUUCAUGCCUCAGAAAUUCAGAAUUCCCAGCUUCUCAGAUUGCAGCUGCAGAGACAAUUGUAUCACUGCAGGGAAGAUUCACUACCUCGGGGAAGCCCCUCGCACGGCCUUUUCUUCUAAAGCGUGCCGGACUUGAGAAAAAUUAUAGAAAGCUCAUGCGGAUGGAGCAGCUACACAACAAUCCUGGAGACUUUGAAGAUAUAUCUGAAGAAGAGAAGGCAGCUGAUGCUUGGGAAAGAAAAACAGCAUUUGUUUUAGUAAGUCAUGAAUUUGGUUUGGUUUUUGAAGCUUUAGCAGAAGGGCUGAAGAGCAAAUCAGCAAAGCUAUGUUCCACUUGCUUUGUGGCAGCAACAUGGCUAGUAUACAUGCUUGGCGUUAUUCCAGACACCGGAAUAAGAGGAGCUGCCCGAGUCUGCCUACUCAAGCACUUUAUAUCAACAUUCAAGUCUUCAAAGGACAUUGAAGACAGAACUCUUUCCUUGUUGGCUCUCAAAAGCUUCAUUCAUGACCCUGAGGGACUGCGCGAUAUGUCUUCCUAUAUGAAGCACAUUUUGAAAGGUCUAAGAGAACUCAGAAAAUCUUCCUCACUGGCACUUGAAAUCAUGAAACUUCUCUCUGACGGGCAAGAUUCCAGUGCUGAAUUAUGGAAUCAUAAAGAACUAGCUCAAGUAGACUCUGCUGAAAAUGGAGAAGUGUUGUCAAUUGUUAGUUUCAAAGACAAAUUCUUUUCAGGCCAUUCUGAUGGAACUAUAAAGGUCUGGGCUGGUAGAGGCAGCAUUCUUCAUCUUGUCCAAGAAAUUAGAGAACAUACCAAGGCUAUUACAAGCUUGUAUGUUCUACAAUCUGGGGAAAGAUUAUAUAGUGGUUCACUUGAUAAAACUACAAGGGUCUGGUCCAUUGGCAAUGAACAAAUACAUUGUGUACAAGUACAUGAUAUGAAGGAUCAGAUUCAUAACUUAGUUGUUGCCAACAGCAUUUCAUGCUUCAUUCCCCAAGGAGCUGGGGUCAAGGUUCAUGCAUGGAAUGGACAAUCAAAAGUAUUGAAUCAAAAUAAAUACAUCAAGUGCUUGGCUCUUGACCAUGGAAGAUUAUAUUGUGGAUGCCAUGAUAACAGUAUCCAGGAACUUGAUUUAGCAUCUGGAACACUCAGCACCAUUCAAAGUGGUUCUAGAAAAUUACUAAGCAAAGCACAUCCGAUCCAUGCACUCCAGGUUCACAAUGGACUGGUAUAUUCAGCCAGUACUGCCUUGGAUGGAGUAGCUGUGAAGAUUUGGAGCACUACAAAUUAUAACAUGGUGGGAUCAUUGCCAACUACUUCAGAAGUGAGGUCUAUGGUAAUAAGCUCAGAGCUGAUAUACUUGGGAUGCAAAGGAGGAAUUGUGGAAGUUUGGGACCUCAAAAAACAAACUAGAAUUGAAAUACUGCAAACAGGAACUAAUGGUAAAGUUCUUUGCAUGAGUCUUGAUCCCAAUGAGGAAGUUUUAGUUACCGGAACUUCCGAAGGCCGAAUUCAGGCAUGGGGAUGGAGUUAAAAAGCUGGAAAAAAGAGAGGAAAAAAGCUUGUAAAGUAUGGAGAACACAUUGAUUAUAGAACAAUAGAAGCAGAAUAAUUCCACUGGAAAUGUUUAUACCCUUUGAAAUCCCUUGGGAAAAGAAAAGUUCUUGUAAUUUGCAUGCAAGUUGUGAUUCGUUCUAUGAUUUGAGUCUUGCCUUGCAUCAAGUUGAAUUGUAAGUUUUGGUCAAAAUUUGUAAUUCUUUAGCAUUGUACUGCUUACAUACAUAAAUUCUUAUAUAUGGAUACUGUAAAUUUGUCCGGAA